Cryptococcus deneoformans JEC21 is the source of this 732-nucleotide messenger RNA. RefSeq lists its product as hypothetical. Lineage: Eukaryota; Fungi; Basidiomycota; Tremellomycetes; Tremellales; Cryptococcaceae. The record is from RefSeq and is a predicted model, not a curated record. Bases 211 to 732 code for a protein of 173 amino acids. The transcript has 2 exons.
UCGCAGUCGACACUUGGACCGAUACCGAUUCGAUUGAAAUUACAAGUGCCUCCUCCAACUUACGUAUUGCUUCCUUCCCGCUUUCUUUCGUUCAAACAGGCGGAGACAACACUUGGCGCUACGUGCUGAAAGUAGUCGAUCAACUAGUCGAAAAGGGAUCUGAUCAGCUCGGAGUCAUUAUUGACACGCAUGGUGUGGCAGUUAGCUUAGAUGAUGCUCCAUCGAGUGGACUGUAUCACUACGAACAAACACCAUCUAGCGACAAGCUUGAGUUCUCUAGAGGACCAGAGUAUUUCAGCCGCUUUCGACCGGUCAACCCUGAGGGUAGUUUCUCUACACGAUCGGACUCCAAGGGGUCAAGUGAUAACCAGGUACGUUUCAUCGGCAAUUCACAAUUUUUCUUCGUCUACUGGUGCCACUGCUCUGACCCCAUGGUUUUCUAAGUUUCGUAUGGGCGUGGUGGCACGCGAUGGUACUUGUCUUGUCACGGACGUGAUGCACAGUUACUGUACGUCAUGUCACAUUGUCCCUCUCAGUCGGCCAGACGUAAGUGCGACCGGUACAUCGUGGAGGCAUCCACCCCAAUUUCCGAGUAUCGCUAUAUGCAGACAUUGCUUAUUCCUCGUAAGGUAUAUCAACUUAUCCUCGGUAUCAAUCAAGAUCCUCCGCUAUACAAAACUUCAGCCGGAUUGCUGGUUCGGGAUGACCUUCAUCAUGCAUACGAUCGCUUAG